AGUCGAAACCAAUAUUAAGUUUGAAACGGUGUUUUUAAAUCGCAUAAUAGAUAAUAGAAUAUAAUUAAUAAAGAACUAAGGAUAUUUGUAUCCUUCAACUAGUUUUCGACAAAAAAAAGAAAUGUUUAUAAAAUUUUUAUUACUGACCCUAUUGGUAGCAAUAUGGCAGCAUGAAACAGUAGUGGCAAGUGAAAGAAAAAAUGUUGUCUGCUAUCAUGGAACCUGGUCAACAUAUCGUCAAUCAAAGGGUAAAUUCGAUGUUGAAAAAGACAUUGAUCCCUUCUUGUGUACCCAUCUAAUGUAUGCUUUCUUUGGAAUCGAGGAGACCGGUGAUCUUAGGGUCAUAGAUCCCUAUUUGGAUUUAGAAGAUAAUUAUGGACGCGGAAAUAUAAGAAAGUUCAAUGCUUUAAAAUUGCGAAAUCCCACCUUAAAGACAAUGUUAGCCGUAGGUGGCUGGAAUGAGGGAUCAAAGAAAUUUUCAAUUGUUGCUGCUGAUCCAGCAAAGAGAGCACGAUUUGUUCAAUCGGUUGUACAAUUUAUACAAAGGCAUGGUUUUGAUGGUUUGGAUUUAGAUUGGGAAUACCCCAAUCAGCGCCAUAAGUUAUCUAACAGCGAUCGUGAAAAUUUUUUGACUUGGUUAAGAGAAUUGAAAGAAGGUUUGGAACCUUUUGGCUAUAUUCUAAGUGCUGCUGUGGGUUCAGCGGAAUUUUCAGCCGAACUUUCUUAUAAUAUACCCGAAAUGUCUACGUACUUGGAUUUAAUCAAUGUUAUGGCUUAUGAUUUACAUGGUCACUGGGAUCCAGUGGUAGGCAUUAAUUCCCCUCUCUAUUCAGGACCCUUAGAUACAUCAGAGCGUGCCAAACAACUUAAUUUCGAUGCUAUAGCCAAAUAUUGGAUAAAUCAAGGAGCUCCUCGCGAAAAACUCGUUAUGGGUGUACCAUUUUAUGGACGCUCCUUUACUCUGGCGGAUCCUAAAAAUCAUGCUGUCGGUGCUCCACACAUUGGUCGCGGCUUGGCUGGUCAAUAUUCGGUUGAGCCCGGUAUUAUUGGUUACAACGAACUAUGUGAAACAUUCCAAAAUCAACAGUCUCUUUGGAAUCAAGAGUGGGAAGUUAGUCAAAUGGUACCUUAUGCCUAUUAUGGACGCCAAUGGGUGGGCUAUGAAAACGAAAAAAGUAUUGCUCUAAAGGUGGAUUAUGUAAAGAAGGAAAAUUUGGGCGGCAUUAUGAUAUGGUCCAUAGAAUCGGAUGAUUUUAGAGGUGUAUGCGGCCAAAAACGUUAUCCUCUUUUAACGCUUAUCAAUGAAAUUCUACAUGGAUCGGUCUAUUCAGAUUUAGUGGGUAGAAAACCUGAUGUUUCUCCCGUACAAAUACCAAUUAAAGAAAAUGUAAAUAUAAUUCCUUCGGUUGAAACUUUGAAUAACAACAACCAAUGUCAGGGUAAAAAUGGUUAUGUACGUGAUUCGAAAAAUUGUAGUAAAUUCUAUUUUUGUGAUAAUGGUGAAACAUUUAGUUUCGAUUGUCCCUCAUUAUUGUAUUUUGAUUUGAAAAGUUUAAGUUGUAAUUAUUCAUAUUUGGUGGAGUGUUAAUCGAAUAAUUAAAUUGUAAAGAAAAUUUCAGAAAUAAAAUACAAAAAAAAAAAAA
This is a messenger RNA of Lucilia sericata (common green bottle fly), 1643 nucleotides long. Its product is annotated as chitinase-3-like protein 1. Lineage: Eukaryota; Metazoa; Arthropoda; Insecta; Diptera; Calliphoridae. Gene Ontology annotation, biological process: chitin catabolic process; carbohydrate metabolic process. The transcript has 4 exons. Gene Ontology annotation, cellular component: extracellular region. The record is from RefSeq and is a predicted model, not a curated record. The coding region runs from base 122 to 1588 and encodes 488 amino acids. Gene Ontology annotation, molecular function: chitinase activity; chitin binding.